UCCGUACACUAUUAUUAUUUUUGUUAUUAUUAUUAUUAUUAAUUUAAAAAAAUGUUUUUUUUCCCAAACUGUUAAUUUUGUUUGCAGUUUCAUUCCAAAACUUGCUUUGUUCCCAUGUUCGUGUCUCAAACAUAACUUCCAUGUUUCCCACCGUGAGCUGCAGACAGUGGCGCGCGGCUCCACGCUGCUGUCGCUCCUCCUCCUCCAGGCAGACACACCUUUCUCCUGUGGUCCUCCAGCGCCUCUUACCUUCUCUUCUCCGCCUCGUUGUCUGCCUGUGAACUCUCACCCCAGCUGCUUGGGAAAUGUCAUACAGGCAGAGGCCCGUGCUGCAGUAGGGGGGCGUAAUAGGAGGAAAAAAAAUAACAUUUUUUUUUUAGCCGCUCUCACUGCAUCAUUUAUUGGCGUCUCUUCCGUGCAAGUGCCACAUCCCGCUACCAGCAGCAGCCGCCGCCGAUAAGAAGUCACUGCAGUCUCACAGCUCGUUCCGUUUGGAGCCUCAUUUUCCAUUAAAAAAAGACAGGAGAAAAAAAUCGGCGGCAGACAUGGAGAAAUCCAGGAAUCUUCUCUUGAAGACGGGCGCCCAGCAAACAAACUGGCUCGUGAUGCUUCUGCCCAGUAGAAGAUCCUGGGAUUAAGCUGUGGAUCCCUUCAAACUGAUGGCCCGGACUGAGUUUCAGCUGUCCUGCUGAAGCUAUGGGGAGCUGCUGGAGUUGUCUGUACAGGGACCCCAUCCGAGACAACCACCUCACCAAAUUUAAGGUCAUCAAUGUGGAUGAUGAGGGCAACGAGCUUGGUUCUGGGAUCAUGGAGCUCACCCAGACCGAGCUCAUCCUCCACACGCGUAAGAGAGACGCCAUCCGGUGGCCGUACCUUUGCCUGCGUCGCUACGGAUACGACUCCAAUUUAUUUUCCUUUGAGAGUGGCCGCCGCUGUCAGACCGGGCAGGGAAUCUUUGCGUUCAAGUGUUCCCGGGCAGAAGAGAUCUUCAAUCUGCUCCAGGAGCUGAUGCAAUGCAACAGCAUCAACGUGGUGGAGGAGUCCAUGAUGAUGAGUCGCAGUGGCCACACUCCAGAGAUGGACAUGUCUCGCACCCCACAGACUCCCAGCACUCCAGCAUUUCCUGUUCAGAACUUUCCCAACGGAUUCCCCGGCUACCCGCUGCGCAGUGACUCCUCCCAGCCCUCCAUUCCUGACGAGCACGGACACGGCCUCAUGGGUUUGGAGGACCAAACCCACACAUAUGUGAAUACUGUGAGCAUGGAGGGGGACCUCUCCAUGCGUCACUGCAUGCACUCUCUGCCUGAGGUGCGUCCGAGCACUUUUCCUGAGACCACGAGGGGAGCCAUGCCCGUGGGGAGUCAGGGGAACCCACCGUCCAGCCUGCGGUGCUGUCCUCUUGAGGAGCAUAAAGAUCCUCAGGUAUUCUUGCAGCCGUCCUCACAGGAGGCCAAGUUCAUGCUGGGCCCCACUCCGGCGCAGCGACACCUGCUGGAGAGGGAGAGGCACGCGCACGCUCCCCACAACCUUCAGCCAGCAGAGGGCACCACAGGCUCAGAGACGGAGGGCGACGAGCCCUCCGUGCACAUGUGCAACUCUCACUCCUACCACCACUUCCACCACCUCCCCCACCGGCAUCCGAGCCACGAGCACCCAGACAGCUGCCAAAGCGGAGAGCUCACCUACGAGAACAUCAACGGCCUGCGGGGCGGCCGCAAGCAGCGCCUGAGUCCCAGCAGCGUGUCGCAGUCGGUGGGUUCGAGCAGCAGCAGCAGCACCGGGGACAGUCACUCGCACUCCCUCCUGCACCCACACAGCCACGGCCCGUCCUCUCUGCCCAUGCAGGGUUACCCCUGCGAGAGGGGCGUGGGUGGAGGUCAUCGUCGGACUGCGCUUCUAAACUACGAGAACCUGCCGUCUCUGCCGCCGGUGUGGGAGUACAGCGCUUUGCAGCGGGACGACGAGCAGGAAGACGAUGAUGAUCAGGAGGAGGAAGAGUACGAAGAAGAGGAGGAAGACUUUGACGAGUACGAGUUCUCAGAAGGCCCCGGGACGCCCAACGGCUACCACCAGGACAGCCGGGGCAUCCACAGAGAUGCUCUCCAGAACUAUGUGAACACGGAGCAGGUCCAGCCUCCCCGUCUCCGACACGCCUGCCCCCCACACCCCCGGCCGUGUCAGCCCGAUCGAGGGGGGCGAAUAUUUAGCUUUGAUUUCCGCAGACGAUCACGUUCAGGGGUUGGAGGUUGUGAGCACGGCCACAUGCCUCCAUCGCGGCAGCUGAAUUAUAUCCAGGUUGAUUUGGAAGGAGAACCCCCCUGCCAGGCCCUCGGCGGCGGGGGUGCACAGUCACAGCACCAGCGCCUACCACCCAAAAAAUGUGGCCCUCAGCCUCCCCGGCGCAGCGAAUGCUACGCAGUCAUUGACCUAAAGAAGACUGCCGCCAUGUCCAACCUGCAGAAAGCGCUGCCCAGGGAUGAUGGGACUUCCAGAAAGACUCGCCACAACAGCACAGACCUGCCUCUGUAAAUGGAACUCAAAGUGAAGAGGAGCGACGAAGACGGAUGAAGGCUUUUCCUCAUCUCAGCACACUGGACCCUUCACUGUCGUGCAUCCUUCAAAUGUCAGGCUGACAUACAACACAGGUACCCGACUGAGAACUCGUGGAAGCCUGUUUGUGCUCAUAAAGGGAAAUGAGAAAUCUCUUUGGAGAAUUUUUCGGUUUUGUCUUUAUUAAAUAUUUGGUGUGAGGCUCUCUUAAUAGCAUUAAGUCUCAUAUAUUUUUAUGUAUGCAACACUUUAUGUUGAGCUGUGAUCUAGCAGAGAGCAGACACCUCCGUUAUAAGGGGAAGAGGUCAUUGCCAUCCUGUACUAGCAGAUUUCAACUAUCAAAAGGAUCCUCGUUUACAUAAUAUUGCUCAUAUCAUGCAUUUUUUUUAUUCUUUCUUUCAAGGAUAUUCCUUCAGGUUAAGUUUUGUGAAGUCCACAUGAGUAUUUGGUGCUUUACCUGCUGCAGACUGGGGUCAUUUUGCAAAAAUGUUGAAAGAAACAUGGAGGAAUUAUCAUGGGGAACUAAGGCUUGGCUAAAUUUUGAAUUUAGGUCAUUUAAAUAUCCUUUUUUUGUCAUUUGAAGCUAUUAAAAACCUCAAAUAUCAAACACUUAAGGGGCCAUACCAUAAUUUUCUUAAGUCUUUCAGAGUAAAUUAUAUCCAUAUAAAUGAUCAUAUAUUACUAAAAAUGAAUUAUUUAUAAAAUAUGAGUUGUUUUAGCAGACUCUUUUUAUACCCAAAGGUAAAAUGACUUAAUCUCUGAGGCUCCGCCUUUCGAUCCCUGAGGAUGCCACCCACCUCAUGAUGUCACCCUAGAGCCGCAAAGCUAGCUGAUCAUCGCUAGCUCGAGCUGCUAGCUUUGCGGAGAAAGUGUUUGUGUUAGCCUGGGGGCGGAGCAGACUCUUCCUGGAGGGGGCUGUCCCACGUUGUGACAUCAGCACGUGAGGAUCCGCUCGUUCUCGUGGGUAUGGGAGGGGCUGAGAGUGAAAGUUUUAGAGGAUUAAUAUGGGGUUAAAUUAGGAUCUGCUUAAAGUGAACAAAAAACAGAUUGAAAAUUUGAAAAAUAGAAUUGAACAAAUAAUUCUGAAAACUUGAAAAAAAA
This is a messenger RNA of Oryzias melastigma (Indian medaka), 3651 nucleotides long. It is a transcript of the gene frs3, whose product is annotated as fibroblast growth factor receptor substrate 3. The record is from RefSeq and is a predicted model, not a curated record. Gene Ontology annotation, cellular component: cytoplasm. Bases 697 to 2529 code for a protein of 610 amino acids. The transcript has 7 exons. NCBI's taxonomy places the organism in Eukaryota, Metazoa, Chordata, Actinopteri, Beloniformes, Adrianichthyidae. Gene Ontology annotation, biological process: cell surface receptor protein tyrosine kinase signaling pathway.